This is a messenger RNA of Triticum aestivum (bread wheat), 1151 nucleotides long. Its product is annotated as 26.2 kDa heat shock protein, mitochondrial. The record is from RefSeq and is a predicted model, not a curated record. NCBI's taxonomy places the organism in Eukaryota, Viridiplantae, Streptophyta, Magnoliopsida, Poales, Poaceae. The coding region runs from base 122 to 826 and encodes 234 amino acids. The transcript has 2 exons.
GCUCCCCAUUUACAAACCCCCCAGCAUUUCGCACCCACUCCACUAGAAUCCAAAUUCGCAGCAGAGAGAAGAGAGAGAGAGAGAGAGAGAGAGAGAGAGAAGAGAGAGAGGGACCAGGACCAUGACUUCCGCCGUCGCUCGCAGGGGUGCCGCGCUGCCCAGCCUCCUCAAGAAGCUGCUCGCCAAGCCGUCCGCGUCGGGUGCGCCCGUGUCCUUCGCGCUCCGUCCCGCCGCCGUCACCGCCGCUCGCCGCCCGUACAACACCCUGGGCAAGGAGGGCCGCCUCUACGACGACGACGGCUCCUCCUCCUCCUCCAGCGGCGAGAGCGGCAGCGAGUACGAGGACACCGACUCCGACGACCGCCGCCGCGCCCGCGACUUCUUCGUCCCCAGCUUCUCUCAGGACGUGCUGGACCAGUUCGGCGCGCACACGAGCCUGGGCCGCCUGCUUUCUGCGCUGGAGGACGCCGCCGCUCCGACCGGCCUCUGCUCCACUGCCGGGGCGUCGCGGCUCGGACGCUGGGUGGCGAAGGUGGACGACGACGCGGUGUACCUCAAGGUGCCGAUGCCGGGGCUGGGGAAGGAGCACGUGAAGGUGUGGGCCGAGCCGAACGGCCUGGUGAUCAAGGGCGAGGGCGACAAGGAGCCCUGGGACGGCGACGACGACUCUGCGGUGCCGAGGUACAGCCGCCGCAUCAAGGUGCCCGCCGACGCGUUCAAGAUGGACAAGAUCAAGGCCGAGAUGAAGAACGGCGUGCUCAGGGUGACCCUGCCCAGGCUGAAGGAGGAGGAGCGCAAGGACGUGUUCCAGGUGAAGAUCGAGUAAGGAGGCGAGUCGAGUAGUCGUACUAGUAGUACUCAUGGAAGAUGGAUCGAGUCGAGUAGUGGUAGUGCUCAUGGAGGAUGGCCGGCGCGAGAGUGUGAGAGACGCCCUGUUGAUGUGGUCAUGUUUGGUGUCUUUCUGCCCUGUUUUGCUUCGUCGAUCGUCUUGGAUCGUGGUUUCUGAUCGACUGGUGGUGAGAUUUGUCGCGAACUCCGUUAAUUUCCCAAGUAUAGCAUGAGAUGAACUUACUUCGGUGGUGAAAUUGGUCAUGAAAGUCUGUUGAUUUCCUCAAGUUUGGCAUAUGGUGAACUGAUCUGGUGGUCCUGAA